Molecule: messenger RNA, 1345 nt
Organism: Lolium rigidum
Lineage: Eukaryota; Viridiplantae; Streptophyta; Magnoliopsida; Poales; Poaceae
Product: GDSL esterase/lipase At1g28590-like
Exons: 5
Coding region: 1-1182 (393 amino acids)
Molecular function (GO): hydrolase activity, acting on ester bonds
Source: RefSeq, a predicted model, not a curated record
AUGGCUUCUUCUGCCUCCAUGUCGGUGGUGGCGGUGGUGCUGGUACUGGCGGCAGCACAACCAGCGCGUGCGGAUCGGGCGUGCUACACGCGGGUGUUCAGCUUCGGAGACUCCCUGACGGACACGGGCAACUACGGCUUCGUCUUCCCCGACAGCAACGGCGGGCACGCGCCGUGGCCCUACGGUGAGACCUACUUCCACCAGGCCACAGGCCGCUCCUCCAACGGCCGCCUCAUUGUGGACUUCAUCGCGGACGCGCUGGGGCUGCCGUUCGUGCCGCCGUACUGGGGCGGCCAUAGCGCGGAGUACUUCGCGGGCGGGGCCAACUUCGCGGUCGCCCAGGCCACAGCGCUGAGCCCAGAAUUCUUGCGGGAAAAUGGGGUGACAGUUGCAGCUGACACGGUGCACCUCGACAUGGAGAUGGAUUGGUUCCGUGACCUGCUCAAGCAGCCCAACUUGCUCUGCCCAAACGAUUUUGCCGACUGCAGCAGCACGAUGAAAAAAUCUCUCUUCUUGGUCGGUGAAAUUGGGGGCAAUGAUUACAACGGACCUUUUCUCUCCAAGAUGCCCAUUGAGAUGAUCCGCAACCUGACCCCGAGUGUUGUUGCCAAAAUUUCUGCUACUAUCACUGACUUGAUUGGGUUGGGUGCCAAAACGUUGCUAGUUCCUGGCAACCUUCCAAUUGGGUGCGUCCCAAUCUAUCUCAUGACAUACAAGAGUGACAAGAAGGAAGAUUAUGAGUCAUUGACUGGGUGCCUAAGGUUGAUGAACGAAUUCUCAAAGUACCACAACAGAUAUCUUCUUGAUGAGUUGGACAAGUUGCGCAAUCUUCAUUCUGGCGUGUCAAUAAUCUAUGCUGAUUACUACGGAGCUGCUAUGGAGGUCUUCCUUUCUCCUAAGAAAUUUGGGAUCGACUAUCCAUUGGUGGCUUGCUGUGGUGGAGAAGGAUUUUAUGGUGUGUCCACAACCGAAAGAUGCGGAAAUGCAGAAUACAGACUGUGUGAUGACCCACAAAAGUACGGAUCAUGGGAUGGCUUGCAUCCCUCAGAAGCUGUAUAUAAAGGCAUUGUCAAUGGCCUGCUAAGGGGUUCAUACACCCAGCCUCCGAUUGCCAAUAGCACGAAUUCAUGUCCCCAGCUUACUAGAGUCACUUCUGAUGAUGAAGACAAGGUCUUUCUAUGACUUGUAAUUUUGUAACUAUGGCAGUUAUUCAUUGUAAAAAAUUGCAUAAUCAUAGCCAUGUUCCGCAUGGCUGCAGUUUCUGGAUUCUCAACUAGAACCAGAUAUGUACCUAUGCUAAACAGUACAGCUCCACUUGUUUAGAGCGCGUACAUGCACUUCACUU